AUGAGAUACUUGGGCUCUUUGCUCGAUAAUGGGCUAUCGAUUCUCCUCGCAGAUAGCAGAGAUAUCGCUGCUGCACCAAUGCCAGUACCGAUCCAGUGGUCUGCAACUGAGGAGGAGAGACCGAACGGGAUUGGCGGAGCCUCCAUCUCCACAUGUCCUCCUGAUAGACGCUCUCGUGGAGUGACAUUCAUCUGUCAAGAGUUUAUGUCCGAAAUUGCCGGCUCCUGUCGGAUCGUGCCACUGAAACGUCACUACAACAUUACUUUCGAGCAGCUGAUGUGA
Messenger RNA from Necator americanus (New World hookworm), 282 nucleotides. RefSeq lists its product as uncharacterized. The record is from RefSeq and is a predicted model, not a curated record. Bases 1 to 282 code for a protein of 93 amino acids. NCBI's taxonomy places the organism in Eukaryota, Metazoa, Nematoda, Chromadorea, Rhabditida, Ancylostomatidae. The transcript is spliced from 2 exons.